Clarias gariepinus (North African catfish) is the source of this 878-nucleotide messenger RNA. It is a transcript of the gene tnnt2d, whose product is annotated as troponin T2d, cardiac. Gene Ontology annotation, biological process: sarcomere organization; cardiac muscle contraction; regulation of muscle contraction. NCBI's taxonomy places the organism in Eukaryota, Metazoa, Chordata, Actinopteri, Siluriformes, Clariidae. The transcript is spliced from 11 exons. The record is from RefSeq and is a predicted model, not a curated record. The coding region runs from base 1 to 717 and encodes 238 amino acids. Gene Ontology annotation, cellular component: troponin complex. Gene Ontology annotation, molecular function: tropomyosin binding; troponin C binding; troponin I binding.
AUGGCUGACGAUGAUGAUGUUAUGGAGGAGGAGGUCCAGGAAGAAGUGGACGAGUCAAAGUUCAAACCUAAGUUUAUGCAGAACAUCCAAGCACCGAAAAUUCCAGAAGGGGAGAAAGUGGAUUUUGAUGACAUUCACCGUAAACGUCAGGAGAAGGACCUGGCUGAGUUGCAGGCUCUGAUCGAGGCUCACUUUGUCCAGAGGAAGAAAGAGGAAGAGGAGCUUAUCGCAUUGGUUACCAGAAUCGAUAAUCGUCGUGCAGAGAGGGCCGAGCAGCACAGAAUCCGAGCGGAGAGAGAAAAAGAGCGACAAGCGAGACUCGCUGAGGAGAAAGAAAGAAAGGAGCAGGAGGAGCAGAGGAAAAAGCUAGAUGAGGAUGCAAAGAAAAAGAAGGCUCUAAGCACCAAGACUCAUCAGUACGGAAGCAUUCAGCAGAGGGCCGACGGUCGCAAAGGAGCCAAGAAGCAGACGGAGAGGGAGAAGAAGAAGAAGGCGUUGGCUGAAAGACGCAAGCCUCUUAAUAUUGAUCAUCUCAGUGAUGACAAGCUCAAGGAUAAAGCUAGUGAGCUGUGGCAGUGGCUGAUGGAGCUGGAGGCAGAGAAGUAUGACCUGGCUGAGAAACUGAAACGUCAGAAGUAUGACAUCACUCUACUUCUUGUCCGGGUCCAGGACAGUCAGAGCGCGAAAGGACGAGGCAAGGGCAGCAGAAGGAGGUAGAAAUGCUGACAGUCUGGAGAUGGGAGAGUCUUCCGCUCUGCACAGCCUCGUGGGAUUUGUUAACGUCAUUAGAAGUUAUGUAACCGAUUGUAGGAUAACGAACCCUUUAAGUGUAUAUUUCUGCCUGGCAUUACAAAUAAAGCACAAAAUGUUUGACCUUG